AUGACUCGAGUUGUGGCACAGCUUGAUUUAUCCCUUGAACAGCAGGAGAGAAAAGGGACAUCAACACAAAAGUUACAAUUUUGGCCAUUCUGGAAUAGAGUUAUACCAUCUGGAUCAACUCCAAAGGAUCAAAAUGAGGUCCAAGUUGACAAGCUGUCAAAGGCCACCCUUGCCCCUGCCAUUAAAAAAGCCUUUCCACUAGCUGGAUCAACAGCAAAGGAUCAAAAUGAGGUUGAAGUUGAUAAGCUGCCAAAGGCCAUCCAUGCCACUGGCAUGCAAGAAGACUAUGUCCCUUUCAUUCUAUUUGGUGAAACAAAGUUCAGUCAACCAGAGGCCAUUUAUGAUAUUUAUUUUAGCCUCGUGUAUAAUGGAUUCCAAGGAGUUGUGGAAUACGGGGAGGAUGCAUCAAUUGAAAGGCUCGACUACAUGCCAAAGAAUAAUUUUAGAAUUUCAACUCCAUUAAUUUCUUGGCUGAAGCAUGAGAAUGUGGUCGAACUAGUUGUUUACAAUUUGGAUGGCCGUCAGCAGAUCUUGGCGUAUGAUUAUGCUCCACGAGCGUCCCUACAUGACAUUCUUCAUGAACUGCAAAGCAUAGGCUCAAACUCAAAGCGAUAUCCGGCUUUAUCAUGGUCACAAAGAAUCCAAAUCGCUCUAGGGGUCGCAAAGGGAUUAUGCUACAUUCAUGACAGGGGAUUGAUCCAUGAUAACAUCAGAUCCAGGAAUGUUUUACUUUGUGAUGAUGAAACCGCUAAGAUAAUUGAUCCUUUUCUAUGGACUCCAUGCCCGCAGUGUAGUGAAAUAGUUUACAACACACGACGAGCAGAGCAGCAUCAUGUGCCAUGGGCAUUACAACAGCUCAGUUCAAACAAAGUACACAAGAUUGUGGAUGCUAGAUUAGAAGGAGACUACCCGCCCAAGGCAGUUGAGAAGAUGGCUAAAGUUGCUCAACUGUGCCUUCGAGAAUAUUAUCGUCCAAAGAUGGUUGAAGUUGUACAAGAUCUCGAGCUGUGCCUUCGCGAAACCAAAUCACAACACUCACAAGAUGGACCAACUCAAGAGGAUUACAAUGAGGCUGGCACCGAAAGAUAUAUGUUAGAUGUCCCUGUCAUUCUAUUCGGUAAAAGGAAUAUCUUCUUUAAAGAUGAUGUUCAUAACAAGCAUAGGAUGUCUAAUGGAUUUACAAGAGUCCUGAAAAAUGGAGAGGACGCAACAGUUCAAAGGCUCCGCUUAAUGCUAAAGCAUGGGUUGAAGCAUGAGAACAUGGCCAAACUAGUUGUUUACGAUUUUCAUGGCCGUGAGCCGGUCUUGGCAUAUGAUUGUUCUCCACGAGGGUCCCUACACGACAUUCUUCAUAAACAACAAGACAUAGGUUCAAGCUCAAACCCAUAUCCGGCUUUAUUAUGGUCCCAAAGAAUCCAAAUAGCUAUUGAUGUCGCAAGGGGAUUACGCUACAUUCAUGAUGCGGGAUUGAUCCAUCACAACAUCAGAUCCAACAAUGUUAUACUUUGUGAUGAUGAAACUGCGAAGAUAAUUGAUCCUUUUCUAUGGACUCGAUGGCUCCAGUGUGGGCCAAAACCAUCUGUGAGUGAGCGUAAACCUUUUGUAUUGCAUGAUUUCUCUGAGAGCAAUGAUGUAUACAACUUUGGUGAGGUUCUCCUUGAGCUCUUGACAGGUAGUAAAUUAGUUGAUAACACACGACAAGCAGAGCAGCGUCACCUUGUGUCAUGGAUGGCUAAAGUUGCUCAAUUGUGCCUUCGAGAUGAAACUUAUUAUCGUCCAGAGAUGCGGACAGUUGUACAAGAUCUCGAGCUGUGCCUCAGCGAAACCAAAUCGCAACACUCUCAGAGAUGA
Messenger RNA from Salvia hispanica, 1851 nucleotides. The record is from RefSeq and is a predicted model, not a curated record. NCBI's taxonomy places the organism in Eukaryota, Viridiplantae, Streptophyta, Magnoliopsida, Lamiales, Lamiaceae.